AUGUCAUUUCUUGCAUUCAGGGUCGCUGUUUUCUUAUUGGCUCUGUCAUUUGCCACAGCUUCAACUGUCAAUUUUGUGAAUCAAUGUGGCAACGGAAUUGAUGUUAUUCGAACUGAGAAUGGAGCCGCUCCUGUAGUACAAUGCCAUUUGGAGCGCGGUCAAAGAUGCAGUGGAAGCUUUGGAAGCAACGGAAUGAACUUUAAGCAGGGUUGGCAAGGUAUGUAAAACCUAUUUUAUUGAGCUAAAUUGACGUUUACAGGCCGAACUUUAGCUGAAUUCACGUUCAACGGUGGCUACAACAACGAUUACUGGGACUUGAGUGUGGUUGACGGUUUUGAUGUGGGUAUGGUGCUGGAAGGAAAUGGUAUUACUCUGGUGUGCCGUGAUAGGUAAGGGAUUUCUAAAAAGUCAAUUCAUAAUAUGUUACAGAGGAUGCCCAGACGCUUAUCAACAUCCUGGCGACAACAGUAAGACUCAUGGUGGUCCAAGUGGAGUCACUUAUACCUUGACUUUUUGUGGCUGA
This is a messenger RNA of Bursaphelenchus okinawaensis, 523 nucleotides long. The record is from the annotation of a GenBank genome assembly. NCBI's taxonomy places the organism in Eukaryota, Metazoa, Nematoda, Chromadorea, Rhabditida, Aphelenchoididae.